Molecule: messenger RNA, 3231 nt
Organism: Chenopodium quinoa (quinoa)
Lineage: Eukaryota; Viridiplantae; Streptophyta; Magnoliopsida; Caryophyllales; Amaranthaceae
Exons: 5
Coding region: 622-2976 (784 amino acids)
Source: RefSeq, a predicted model, not a curated record
AAUAUUUAAUAUGUCGAAAUUAUUUUUAAUUAAUCAUGAAUUACAUUAAAAAUAAACUAAUUUUAUGUUCGUUGCAUACAAAUAAUGUACUCCUUACUCGUAAUAUACAAUACAUCCAUUGUCCAUCCGACCCCAUUGAAAAAUAUAUAAAAAAAGCCUAUGACGUGUCCGUAGCGGGAAAUUUACAUGCCCAAACAAUAAAUCAAAAGAUAAAGAAAGGUCCUCCAAUGAUGGCAAAAAAAUCUGGUCCGUCUUGUUUGGGUUAGAAAAUCACUAACAUUUCCCUAUUUAUUUCUCACACUUGUUUGGAAACAAAAACCUUUCAUUUUCAUCUUCCGUUGGAAAAUUAAUUAAUUUCUCUUCCAACAAUCUCGGCAUAUUAAGUGUAUGUCCAAUUUUUCCUACAUUUUCUGCUCAAACUUUGGUUAAUUACCACUCAUUCACUAAUCAAUCAGAUUGUAUUAAACACCAAAUUUCCAUGUCCUUAAGUCACUAUAUUUCAACUUUCUCUUUGCUUAUAAUGGAGAAAUUUCUUUGCUUUUUUAAAAAAAUUAUGGGAAUUUUCAUGGGUUUAAACGCCAAAAUCCAGUCUUUUUCUACCUGAUUUGUCCUCAAAUAAACAUGCUGUUUGUCGGCAAUUCUAGCUGGGGUUUUCUCUGGAGUUUUAUUGUUGAUGUUUUUGGCUUCGUUUUCCAAUAUUUUUGGAGGUUUUUUGAUCAGAAAUCUGUGGAAAGGGGAAAUGGAUUAGUUUUGGAUGAUUUCGAUGCAAAAUCUGAUAUGGGUAUUAUCGAAAAUUGUGAAAAAAUGGAAUUUGAGGAAAUUAAUGAGGAAAAUGAGAUUCCUAAGUUGGAGUCUGAGGUAGAAAAUGUGUGCAAUACUAGUACAAGCAAAUAUCAGUUUAUAACUGGGAAUAGUGUUUGUGCAUUCAUAGAAGAGCCUCAAACUAUGAACUUUACUGUCCAACAAAUGUUUGUGAUAUCUCAUGAUGACUCUCAUUCUCCUCCCCUUAGGCUAGAAUCACUUGAGAAAGAUGAUAGUCUGAUCGAAGUCGAUUUUCGUGGAGUUUCGGUUGGUUCGGAUGACGACUUGGUUAGCCAUGAUGUUGUAGGGGUUGUUGAUUUUUGUUCAUUGGAGAAAAAUGAUUGUGUUGAGUUGAGUGAAGAAGAGGAAGAGGAGGAGGAGGAUGUGAAACAGGGGAAAACAGAGUGCUCUGUUAUAUUACAGGGGAAAACAGAGGACUCUGUUUGUGAUUAUAGUUGUAAUGAGUUGGCAGUUUUGAGUUUUGAUCAAGAUGAAGUUGUUGAAAAAGAAGAGAAUUUUGUUGAUGAAAAGGAUGAAGUCGCGGAAAAGAGUGAAAUUUGUGAUGAAAUUCGUUCGUCUAUAGCAGAUAGUAAUGAAUUUUGGGCUAGCAUUUAUAAUUAUGAUGAGUUUUUAGGUGACAAUGAGAAGUUUGAUUCAAAAAUUGAUGUUAUAUUGUAUGAUAGAGGUUUUAAUGAUUCAUUAGACCCUGCAACUCCAGUUGGUAUAGGUGAUAUCAGAGUGGAUUACGAUCACGAUAGUCCAAGUUCCACAGAUGGUUCUCCAAUUGAUCAUAUAAAUUCCGAAUUAGAUGAUGUUCAUAUUGGAUUAGUUGAGCAAGAAAGUGAUGAACCUUCUUACAUUGAACUAGACCCUCAAUCAUAUCUUUCAAGUAACCAUGUUGAACAACAUGUGGCAAAGGAUGGUGAUUAUACAGAUUCUGAAGACGACGAGUUUGAUGAAGAAAGAUUAAAGCCAAGUGACCUGAAAGACAUAGAUGGUUCAGACAAUAUCGAGGUAGAUGAACAAAUGGGAACAGAUGUACUAUUGGAGCAAAAGGAAUUGAUCCGGCAAAUAAAAAAGGAAAUGAGACAAUUGAAGAUCAGUGGACUUCCCACUAUCUUAGAAGAAUCUGAGUCUCCUAGAGUGGAAGAAGAUUUGAGGCCAUUGAGGAUCGAUGAACGAAUCGGGCAUAAAGAUCGAAUGGACGAGAUUCAAACCUUCUACAGGAGGUAUUUGGACAAGAUGAGGAAGCUAGACAUUUUGAGUCAGCAAACAAUGUAUGCAAUUGGUCUUCUUCAGUUGAAAAACCAAGAUUUGGCCUUGAACAAAAAAGUAUCAGUUCCAGCAAUAAAGUCCCUUCUAGCUCAAAACUUCUGGUCUAACAAGCUAAGAAAGCAUGAUCCAGUUCAGAAGUUAAUUCGAGAUUUGCAAAGGGACUUAGAAUUGGUGUAUGUUGGUCAGCUAUGCUUAUCAUGGGAGAUGUUGAAAUGGCAGCAUCAUAAAGCCGAAGAGCUACAGGCUCAUGACCCUGAUGGGUUUCGACAGCACAACCAAGUAGCCGGAGAGUUCCAAAAGUUUCAAGUGCUCUUGCAAAGGUUCACCGAGGAUGAGCCCUUUCAUCAAGGUCCCCGAGUUCAGCACUAUGUCAAGAGUCGUUGUAGUCUUCCUUCUCUACUUCAAGUCCCCCUUAUAAAAGAUGAUCCUAAGAGUGAUUGGAGAAAAAAUAAUGACUGUGGAAUUACAGUUAAAAUGCUGAAGGAUGCCAUAGGGACAUCAAUGCGCGUUUUUUGGGAUUUUCUCCAUGGUGAUAAGGAUGAAGUCUGUGCUAUACCUCUGAUGGGAAUUCACGGUGUUCACCAGGUCAUACUGCAAGAUCCUUCUGAUGCAGACUUACUAACAGAAAUUCGUUCAAGUCUUCAAAAGAAAGAGAAGAGGCUUAAGGAUCUAGUAAAAAGUGGGAAUUGCUUAGUAAAGAAGUUCAAGAAGCAUCAAGAUCAGAGAAUAAGCCACGAAACACUCGUUGCACAGGUAGAGCUCCGGUUAGUCUCUAGGGUGUUGAGUAUGCCAAAAUUGACUAGUGAUCAACUCUUAUGGUGCCAUAAGAAAUUGAACAAGAUUGAUAUUAUUGGUAGGAAGAUUUACUUAGAGUACUCAUUUUUGCUCUUUCCUUGUUAAUUACUGUAUCAUUUAGCACCUUAGUAUACAGUAUAGUACUAGUAGUAUAUAUUAAAAGUAAGCUUUGCCUAGUGCAAAGAAUAGGGGUUACAACAAUGUAUAGAAGAAAUAAUACUUAGCUUUUGUCAUAUACCGAAAAUGUAUUAUGAUAAGCACAUAAAUUUUGUAUAAUAGAGAAAUUAAGCACCCAAAGAUGGUGUUGAAUGCAUCUUGCUGUACUUGCCUGUAGUACCAGAGAUCUGCAGCUUUUGUUCA